CGUUCAUUUUCUUGCCAGCCCAGUUCCUCCGAGCCUCCUGGAACACAGUCGGUCUGAGCAAUGCAGUGUGGUGCUUGCCGUGCUGGACCGGCCCAUGACAGAGAUGCACGUGGUGGUAUCUACCCAGACGGUGGGCGAUGCAGAGGCAGAGCCCUUUUUUUCAAGGUACCUGGGAAGGCUAUCGCAAUGACUGGGAUGGUGAAUUUGGCUUUCGCUUUUUGGCGGAGGCCACGUUUGUGAUUACAUCGCUUGGUAGGUACGUGACUCCUGAUGGCUUGGAGGAGGAGACAACGGUCACACUUUGGGCGGCCGACUCUCAGAAGAAACUCGCAGUGGCCACAGUUGGAUCGAACUCUACAGUGCUGGAUUGCUACGCCUACUCUGAGGUAUUCCCCAGAGUCGUAGCUCGACUUGGCAAGGAAUACCGACUGACCCAGAGCUGUCACAGAGGCAUGAAAGACCCGUGGCCUGAUGGCCAUUAUUCCAUGGAAAAGCUUAGCCAAAGAAGCAGCAGCUUUGCCAGGUAUUUGGGAGGUGCCUAUGACUGCCACGGUGGUUUUCCUGCAUUUUGUGAUGCAGAAGAGGGCCGACGUGCGGGGAUGUUAAACUUCAAAGUGAUCUCUGGAAUUGCUAGUGUACCGUUUCACCCAUCAACCACAGUCUACGAGCUCAAGCAGCAGCUUGAGGCUGUGACCGGGGUGCCGCCGAUUCAACAAGAGUUGUCGUGCAACCUGAAGCCACUGUCCAAGAACAGCGAGACCUUGAGCAGUGAAGGUGUGACCAAUGGCGAGCUUUUGAUCCUGGCCGUGCGAGCAGGAUCCUUGGCAAUCACUGCAUCGCGAGAUGCUACUGCAAGGCUGUGGUCAGUGGACUCCGGCGAGUGUGUUCGUAUCUUUUCGGGGCAUUCUGAUGCCGUGCUCGAUGUGGAUUUUGCCCCAAGCGGAAGCAGCGUGCUUACUGCUUCCAAGGACUGCACUGCCAGAAUUUGGAUGGUGGAGACAGGAGAAUGCUGUGCAAAGUUGGAAGGGCACACUGGAGCGGUUGUUUCUGCGGCAUUUGCGCCUUCAGGUGCUCAGGUUGUGACGGCAUCACAGGAUCAUACUGCAAGAGUUUGGACAGUCGAUGGAACUUGUAGCCAUCUACUUGACAAGCACUUGGGUGCUGUGGUUGCUGCUUCCUUCUCUCCAGACGGCUCACGGAUCAUUACAGCCUCCACUGAUUGCACUGCUCGGGUGUGGGAACCCACCUUUGGCGAUGCCUUGCUGAAUCUCAAGGGCCACAGUGGCGGCGUCAUCCUCGGAAAGAUUUCACCGGAUGGCUCGCAGAUCUUGACGGUUGCGAUUGACACACAAGGAGUUUGUGUCCGAGACGCAGCCUCUGGAAGUGUGCUGAAGAGACUUGCCGAUGGCCAGUCGGUACAUGAUGCCGCCUUCUCACCUGAUGGCCAUCACAUCAUGGCAGCUUGCUAUGACUGGAAGUGCCGCAUUUGGAGCACGGAGACGUUUGAAAUCCUCCAGGAGAUGGCUCAUGAUGCACAAGUUGUAUCAUGCCGCUUCUCAGCAGACGGAUCCUUCGCAGUGACCAUAUGCGCCAACCAAAUGGCUUUGGUGUGGCGUGUGCUGACGGGAGAACUGGUGCACCGAUUAGGACAUUCAGGGCCAGUUGCCACUGCAUCCUUCAGCCCUGACAGCACUCGAAUGGUCACGGGCGAAGAUUGCCGUGGGCGUGUUUGGGAUGUCGUCACUGGCAGAUGCAGCGUUGUUCUGGUUGGCCACAGAGCACGGUUGGAAGCGGCGCUCGUCUCGCCAUGACUUGGCCAAAGAUGCCACCAUCUCUCACCGAGCAGUAACCGCCCUGUGGAAGCGUCCGUCCCUGUGCGGAUGAUGCCGUAUAUUUCUUUCUCCGGCAGUCACAUCCAUCACUACAUAUCAGUACGGCCUUUUCACAAUAAUAUGGCUUUAUCAUGCUUUCUCAGUGUUUUUCAGCAGAAGGGUUCAGCAAGAAUCUCAGGUGGGUCGGGGAGAUUCGGG
Molecule: messenger RNA, 2030 nt
Organism: Durusdinium trenchii
Lineage: Eukaryota; Dinophyceae; Suessiales; Symbiodiniaceae
Source: the annotation of a GenBank genome assembly